Molecule: messenger RNA, 4849 nt
Organism: Linum trigynum
Lineage: Eukaryota; Viridiplantae; Streptophyta; Magnoliopsida; Malpighiales; Linaceae
Source: the annotation of a GenBank genome assembly
CGUUCAUCUUCUUCUCCUCGUUUUUCCUUCUCCAAAAACACAAACACAUAAGUCAAGGUGCUGCUUUCUGACUUUGAUUGGAGGGACUCCUGGGGGUGGUUUGCCUAAAUCCUACCAACAACGAAGUAGUGGGGGCAAAUAAACACUCUAAGGAGAGUGAUCUAAUCACGCCUUCAAUCGUUCUCUUCCAUACUGUUUCCCUGACAACAAUGCUCAUUUACAAUGACAAAAGCAUUUGUGCAGUGAAGAAGGGAGGUGGAGAACAAUAUGGUCCCAUGAUUAGGAGUGUGCAACGGUCCAGUCUAAUACGCACAAAAGCAAACAAUGGGAUCCGUGAUCCAGUAGUUCUAAAAAUAUGAGGACCAAGAUUCGGGCAAUCAGUUCAUUUUGUGCAUAUUGUUUCGGUCCAAAUAUCAAUUUCGUCCAAAAAUCAAUUCGGUCUAUAUUUAUUCAAAAUUCAUAAACUUCAUGAGGCUGCACAAGUAUCAAAGAGCUUUCCACGAUAAAAAAAAACCCUCUUAUCAAUCGACUCAUGCCUCUCCGUCUUUAUUUCUUUUUUGUUUUUGCCAAUUGUUUGAAAACACUAUUAUUUUGUAUUUAUUUCAGUUCCAACCGUAUAUUUGACCCCAGCUUGUUGGGGUUUGAUUUUACAUUUCGAUUUAGGACAUUGACUUUGAUUCUUUGUGAUACGAGUGAGCUAAUGAUAAAAAACCAGUAUAUCUAUGAAAAAAACAUAUAAAUAGUAUUGUUAAGUAGUAUCAUUCACCAUACGUAGAAACGAUAUAAAUUAACCGUGAUUGAAUAAUGAAUUAACUAUUAAGUGAAACUGAAAGGGGUAAUCCAAUCAAAUAAGACCCACCCAAUAGGGGAAAGCAAAAGAAACUAGGGAUGACAAUUUGAACCCACCCCGUCGGGUAUUACCCGACCGGACCUGCGAUGGGACAUGUAUUACCCGACCCGCUGUAGCGCGGGGCGGGACACAGGUAUCAACUUCCUACCCGCCUUGCUCCGCCCCGCCCCAUUCUUGGCCUGUUGUAGGUCAAUUUCUUCCACUAGUUAGCCUUGAUUUUUCAACUAAAUAGAUUCAAUUACCCAUUAUAUUAUCACCAUUAUUCAAUCAUGAAGUCUUUUCCCCUUCGUUUUAUCGUAAAAAGUAAAUUUUGCUUGUAUUUUUUUCAAAUAACAUGUAAGAGUGAGUCGACUCGCCCCGUCCUGUACCCACACGGAUAUUACCUGCCCCGUCCCGCCCCAUAGUAACGUGGGAUGGAAGAUAUGAGUAUUAAAGAACCCAUUGCCAUCACUAGAAGAACCCAAAUCAGUGUCUGCAAGACCGCAACCCAAAAACAACACAUCCCGGGAAGGGAAGAAAGUUCCGUUCCGGGGAAUGUUCUCUCAUCGAAUCGGGCAACGACUGUGAUUCCCUAGUGAAUAUUCUUGUUCUUUUGCUGUUUAUAUUUCAAUAACUGAAAGUUAAUCGAAAAACUAAUCCUUUUUUUAGUUAAUCCGAACUAAUUAAAUAUUGGAUCCAGAAAGAUGCUUCCUUUUCCUAAAAAAAUCGUCCUAUGAUCCUAUCCGAUGAUUCAAAGUUCAGGUACAUAUGGCUCCCCGAAGACGGCUGUGGAAACCCGAUAUUGAAAUGGGGUUACUUUCAGUUUUGGGUUUCAUCGUCAGCAAGCAAAACGGCAGAGUGAGUUUGGUCUUCAGUGACGUGUAGCUUGGCCGAGGAUCGGGAGUGGACUAAAUGCGUCUUUAUUCCCAAUUUUGUUUUAGAGAGGGGAACCGGCCACCCAACCAGCGGGACUCGACCGAAAUCGCAGCAGCGGAAACCAACAACAAAGGAGUCUGUCUGGGGGAAUGCGAUUUGAAAAAACAAUGGAGUUUGUCGUCUAGGUAAAACAUGAGGAAGGGCAUCAUCCCUCAGCUUGAUUCCGUGGAGGCGAAGCUUUUAAGGGUAUGGAGAAUGAGAGAAAUGGAGGAAGGUGAAGGCUGUAGUUGCGCCAACACCCUCUCUGAUCUCAUCCUUCAGCAAUUCCGCAUCGCAGUAAAAAGGGUACUACCCUUUUCUCUCUUUCCUUCCAUUUCUUCCUGUGUGUCUAUUAUUCAUCCCAGAAUUCUGAUUGGCAGUAGGGUUGUUGCAAUUUGUGUUUUGACCACCCAAGAGUCUCUCUUUGCUUAUAUAACUGAAACCCUUUUUGUUACAGGGAGCAUGGUGCAUAGAUGCAUAGUGAAGCAAUAGUAAGGAAACACUCUGCUUCCCUGUAAAAAAAAGAAGUUAUGUUCGUUUGCUUGGCAGGCAGUCAACCUCCCAUGUCUUCUACCCCUGUGUUUCCUCUUGUUCCUGCUGCUAUUCCAGCGAAAUGUAGAGAAUCUGGAUCACCACUGCUUGCCACAGAGUUCAGCAACACCAACUUGUUGCAGAGCUGUGACGGCUCGAUGAGAAUACAACGGAUAAAGAAGAUGUUUAAUGAGGCUCAUCUCUCAGUGUCUGCAUAUGACACUGCCUGGAUGGCCAUGGUUCCAACUCCUACUUCAUCCAUUGAAGACUCUCCUUUCUUCCCUCAGUGUGCUAGAUGGAUACUUGACAACCAACUCAGUGAUGGCUCUUGGGGUCUCCCUCUCCCUCGUCGUCAUCCAUUCUUAACCAAGGAUGCUCUCUCCUCUACCUUGGCUUGUAUUGUAGCUCUCCAACGUUGGGGCCUUGGUGAACAGCAAGUCACUAAAGGCCUCCAGUUUCUAGACUGCAAUUCUGCUUCCCUAACGGAUCAGAAGCAGCAUGUGCCUAUCGGGUUUGACAUAAUAUUCCCUGGCAUGAUUGACUAUGCAAAAGAUUUGGGUUUGAACCUCCCUUUCAAGUCAACUGAUGUAGAUGCUAUGCUAACUAAGAGAAAUGUGGAGCUUACAAGUGUGUUCAGUAGAAACACAGAGGGAAGAAGAGCCUACAUGGCAUAUGUUUCAGAAGGUAUCCAACACUUACAAGACUGGGACAUGGUCAUGAAAUAUAAGAGGAAAAACGGAUCCCUGUUCAAUUCACCUUCAACUACUGCGGUUGCUUUUUCUCAUCUUCGAGAUCCUGAUUGCCUUCGCUAUCUUUGUGUCCUCUUAGACAAAUUCGAGAAUGUUGCUCCAACAAUAUAUCCACUGGACAUACGCAGCCGCCUUCUGAUCAUCGACACUCUUGAUAGUCUGGGAGUUGCUCGGCACUUCACCAAUGAAAUGAAGAUGUUGCUGGACCAGAUAUACAGAUGCUGGUUGCAGGGGGAUGAAGAGAUUUUUCUGGAUACAACCACUUGUGCCAUGGCUUUUAGAUUGUUGCGUGUUUAUGGAUAUGAUGUCUCUUCAGAUCAGCUAUCUCCAUUCUCAGAAGAUUGUUUCUUCAAUUCACUGGAAGGAUACUUGAACGAUAAGACAGCUGUACUGGAGUUACACAAAGCUUCACAAAUAAUUUAUCCAGAAGAACCUAUCCUGGAUGAACUAAGUUCUUGGACCAUGGACUUCCUGAAACAGGAAUUUUGCAAUGGUUCAAUUUAUGUGGACCAGCCUAGUGAAAGUAUCAAGGUGCAUGAUGCUCUCACAUAUCCUUACCAUGUUGAUUUGGAUCGCUUAGGCCAUAAGAGAAGUAUUCACCAGUAUAGUAAUAUAGAUAACACUUGGACCUUGAAGACCUCCUAUUGUUGUCCAAACAUUGGGAACAAAGAUUUUAUUAAACUGGCAGCUGAAGACUUCAACCUCUGCCAAUUGAUACAGAAGAAAGAACUCAAGCAACUAGGAAGGUGGAUAAUUGAGAAUAAGUUGGACAAACUAUCAUUUGCGAGGCAGAAGCUGGGCUAUUGCUACUUUUCAGCUGCCACAACUCUCUAUGCACCUGAACUAUCUGAUGCUCGCAUCUCGUGGGCCAAAAACGGCGUGCUUACAACAGUUGUGGAUGACUUUUUCGAUGUUGGAGGUUCCAUGGAAGAAUUAGUAAACCUUGUUCAGUUACUUGAGAAGUGGGAAGUGGACGUAAGCACAUAUUUCUGUUCUGAGCAAGUUGAGAUCCUUUUCACAGCGAUUCGAGGCUCCAUUCAUGAGAUUGGAAGCAUGGCACUGGCACGGCAAGGGCGUGAUGUCACCCGUCAUAUAAAUGACAUUUGGGUGGAAUUGGUGAAGUCAAUGUUGAAAGAAGCAGAAUGGGCAAGGAACAAGUGGGUGCCAACAAUGGAGGAAUAUAUGAAGAACGCACGCGUAUCAUUCGCAUUAGGGCCAAUUGUUCUUCCGGCUCUUUACUUAGUAGGGCCAAAACUCUCGGAGGAAAUGGUGAGUAGUCAGAGUAUAAUAAUCUGUAUGAAGGGAUGAGCACUUGUGGGCGCCUGCUCAAUGACUGGAGAGGAUGUCAGGUGACAAAAAAUUCUCUCUACAUCUCUAUUUGUAACUCAGAGGCAAGUAUUGUGGGUUUGGGGGAUGGUCUCAGACUGGGUUUGCUGUGGUUUCUGCAGAGGGAGUUUGAGCAAGGGAAGGUGAAUGCAGUGUCGCUGUUGUUGCUUGAAGGCAACCGGACCUUGGACGAUGCCGCGGAAGAGGUGAAAGGAGCAAUCGAGAGGGAGAGGAAGCAAUUGUUGAAGUUGGUGUUGUUGGAGAGGGAGCAGGGAAUGCCAAAAUGCUGCAAGCAAUUAUUUUGGAACAUGACAAAGGUUCUUCACCUUUUUUACAUGAAGGGCGAUGGAUUCACUAAUGAGGAAAUCGUUAAUGUAGCCAAAUCCAUAGUUAAUGAACCCAUCCACCUUUUUCCUUAAGGGGUAAUGAUAUAUGCAAUGCACCCGCAUCAUCUUUAGUGAUUGCUUCUGAUAGCAUUUCAUAAAAAAAGGCGAUUACU